Molecule: messenger RNA, 4024 nt
Organism: Calidris pugnax (ruff)
Lineage: Eukaryota; Metazoa; Chordata; Aves; Charadriiformes; Scolopacidae
Gene: TULP3
Product: tubby like protein 3
Exons: 11
Coding region: 96-1487 (463 amino acids)
Biological process (GO): protein localization to cilium
Cellular component (GO): cilium
Source: RefSeq, a predicted model, not a curated record
AUCUUGGUGAAGGUAAACCCUGAGCUCCCGGGGGAGACGUGACAGCCUCUGACCUGGGGCGGAAGGGGAGCAGCGAUGUUGUUACGUGCAAAGACAUGUCCAAACAGACAAUGUUAACUUUCCAGGAUGAAGAGGAUAGCAUCUUUGAGGAUGAAAGCAUGAAACUACGGCAGCUGAAACUAGAGAAUCAGAGAGCUCUUCUAGAGAAGAAGCAGAGGAAGAAACGUCUUGAUCCGUUGAUGGUACAGCCAAAUCCUGAGGCAAAGCUGCGUAGGUCAAAGACCAAAGGGUGUGAGGAGCAAACUCCUUUAGUAGAAACUCCUGUUCCUUUCCACAGUGAUGUUAUGUUACAUGGCAUUGAUGGACCAGCUGCUUUCCUGAAAACAGAAAUGCAAGAUUUGGGAACCAAGCUCCAAACUCUCUCUGCUGGAUCUUCCAAAACAGAACACAAUGCAGAUCAGGAAAAUGAUAGAGAGGCUCUAACAGACCUAGCAGGCAAGCCAGAUCUGCAAGAAAUCUUACAGAAACGAGGAAUUUCAGGCAGUUUGAAUUUUGAUGAGGAGGACACAGAAGAGGAAGAAGCUAGUAAGAGACCAGCAUCUCAUUCACCUGACUCUGAGAGGCCUAGAUCUGCAACCAGUGAGAAAUCUUUUGCAGAAACAGGUGCUUCCUGUAGUCCAACCCCUCAGGCAGAUGCACAGCUGGGAGAAGUAGAGAACUUGGAGGAUUUUGCGUUACGCCCUGCACCCCGUGGUAUUACAGUCAAGUGUCGAAUCACUAGAGAUAAGAAGGGAAUGGACCGGGGCCUCUUCCCUACUUAUUACAUGCAUCUGGAAAGGGAUGACAACAGAAAGACAUUCCUUCUUGCAGGGAGAAAACGAAAAAAGAGCAAAACAUCCAAUUACCUCAUAUCAGUUGACCCAACUGAUUUAUCCCGGGAAGGGGAAAGCUUCAUUGGAAAACUCAGGUCAAACCUCAUGGGAACUAAAUUUACAGUCUAUGACCAUGGAGUUAGCCCAGUCAAGGCACGAAAUGUAGUGGAAAAGGCUGAUAUGAGACAGGAGCUUGCAGCUAUUUGUUAUGAAACCAAUGUGUUAGGAUUCAAGGGUCCCAGAAAAAUGUCUGUGAUCAUUCCAGGAAUGAAUAUGAAUCAUAAGCGAAUUCCAAUCCAUCCACGAAAUGAACAGGAGAGUCUGCUGUCAAAAUGGCAAACCAAAAAUUUAGAGAACCUCAUUGAGUUGCACAACAAGGCUCCAGUCUGGAAUGAUGAUACACAAUCCUAUGUUUUGAAUUUCCAUGGGAGAGUCACUCAGGCCUCAGUGAAGAACUUCCAGAUUGUCCAUGACAAUGACCCUGACUACAUUGUGAUGCAGUUUGGUCGUGUAGCAGAAGAUGUGUUCACUCUGGACUAUAAUUAUCCUCUCUGUGCUCUUCAGGCCUUUGCUAUUGGACUCUCCAGCUUUGAUAGUAAAUUGGCCUGUGAAUGAGAGACAACAGACUUGAAACAUGGAACUCACGCCCAUCCCUGCAUCUUGGUGUAAGAGUUCCAGGUGGAGUAAUGAAAAGCACAUUGGGGAUGGAAGGGAACUGGAGGACAGAUUUCUGCAGGAAAAUUAGAAACCAAAUAUGAGGCCUCAGAGCAUGACGGUAGUUGACAGUAGACCAUCUGAGGACACUGUCCUAAGACUUAAGCAGUCUCUCUACGUAUUGUGGAAGAACAAAGAAUAAAGGUGAUGUUUUUGUCAUCAACGUUGAUUCUGCUUUCAGAAUCCUUCUAACAGAUGCUACAUGAGAGCAAGCUAGGGGAAUUUAGCCCCACUGGAACCCCUUGCAGGUAGGAUUAGAAAAAUAACACUUUAGUGGUUCAUAUACCUUGGAACUUCCACAGUGCUGCUGGAGAUGAUGCUACUGAUCUGAUGAGGAACUCUUGGGUUCCUGAUCAGACGAAUUCAGAAAAAAAGGAGGACAAUUAUGGGCAUGUCUUCUGUUUUACCCUGUGUCGCAUUUUGCUGUCUGUCACACCAGUCAGACACAGAAGGAUUCAGGUUAUGGCUCUGUGCAGCCGUAGGUAACGUUCAACAAAUGCAGAGGUGGAAGGAGAUAUUGGCUCUAAUAAAAAAACUUUUCUCUUACUUUGUGGGAUGAUUCUCUGUUAAGGCUGAUAGUCCAGUUCCCUUUCAUUAUUCUAAUUGCUCCUUAUCCUGUGACAGUCUUUUUACCAAAUAAAGAACAAUCAAAUCUCAAAUGCUCCCUUUUUAGUUGGUGAUAUUAUACCCACUGCAGUUUCUGCUAAUCUUAACCAUGUGAAAAAUGAAACUGAAUAGGUGAUUGAAUGUGACUGAAUUUGGCAGAAGGUAGUAUUGUAACAAUAUACAAUAUUCUUCCUGAAAAGCAGUGUUCUGAUUGAUUGAAUCUAGACUCUAAGCUGAUCAGAAAUAUUAUUAAUUUGUCCAUUUUUUUUUGUAAAAUUUGUUAAGUUUUUAGGAAUAAGUUAGUGACGUGACUGAUUUCAUUAUUUCUAAUGUGAGAUUAUCUCAAGUCAUGACAUAUUAAAGUAGAUUUUAUAGAAAUAAUUUUAACCUGACUAUAAGAAGGAGUUACCUCAAAGGGAGACUAUAGGUGUUUUUGAGGCAUCAGUCAGAUUAAAAAAAAUUAAUAAAGGUAUGAGGGGCUUUGUGAUGUGUCCUUCCAGUGGAUGUACAAUAUAGAGACUGUAGGUCACAGCUCCUGGAUUCAUAUGGCCUUGAUUCAUCAGAGUGAAUUGCUGCACACUGUGAUGUGUAAACCUCGUAGUGCACACAACUGCUGUGUACUAAAGCAGAGAACAGUUACUAUCUUGCCUGUUUCAUGGCUGUCAGGCAUUUUCAUGAUGAUCCUGGAAAACUCUGUCCCUCUAUUGAGACAAGAAUAGGUGUUCUCCAGCUUUGGAUAUUGUCUCUGUUUCAAAAUCCAAAGAGCCAGAUUUAUUGCUUUUGGUCUCUGGAGUCUUUGCAGUGGUAGGUAUCACUUAGUCUUAAAAAAGAAAAAAAAAAUCAUAAUAAUGUGUAAACUCUGUAUUUAACUAUAAAUUAUGAAUUGAUACUGAGAACUCCAGCUCGUGUAUCUCUCAGUAGCUGGUGAGCCAUUGUCUUGAGAUGAUCUCAGCAGCAGAGCAGUCAGCAAAGAGAACUUGAAUCAUGGAUCUCUUUUGUGCCUUCAUGUACUUGCUACUCAUCAGGCUGGGGACAAGACCUGUUUUCCAGUUGUAUGCUCUUCAGAGUUCUUGGCUGAUGGCUCUGCGUUCCUUCUACCCACCCAGAAAAACCUAAAGUCAGUUUGUUGCCUGUCAGAUUAUUUUUCUGACUAGGACUGUGUGAAAGAAGCUGCCUUAUGUUACUUUGGGGUGACCUGAAGGUAGACUGCUAAUUUCCAAUUCAAGAUGAUUGUCUCUGUGCUCGGAAGGCCACAGAAGCAUCCCUUUACUGGCUGGUCACCAGUGGCCCUUCAAUCUAUUUGUUGACAUCAAAUGAUCGAAGCAGGGUCAGGGCCUCUGGGUCUCAGUCAAAUUAUGCAGACAGAUGAACUGAUUAAGUGCUCUUUUAUCAGAUACUGUUUUACAUGAGUUGUAUUUAUAACUCUUAUAUCUAAAUGAAAAUAAACUAAUUUAUAUAUUAAAAAAAAAUCCUUAAUUCUAAAUGAGGGUCUUUUUUGUAGGAUUUUUCUGUCAUUUGUGGGUGUUAUGUGUUCCUCAUGUACUAGAUAUUACUUCAGUUUUCUUCCUGUUGUCUUGUGUCUCCUAUCUCUUUUUAGUCUCCCUUUUCCUUUUUAAUUCUCAAUUCUCUUCCUUUGUGCUGUUUUUCCAUACACUUUUCUAAGUUUGGGAAUAAAUGUAAGGGUAGUCUCUCUAAUACCUCCAAUUAGGGCUUUUGAGAUGGUUCCUUAUGCGUUUUCCUUCUGUCCAUCUGAACCCAUUCUACUGUUGACAUACAAUGCCAUAUAUUUCUCAAUCAAGAACUGAAAUAAUACAAAGUUAAGAUGAAAAAAA